This is a messenger RNA of Microplitis mediator, 2377 nucleotides long. RefSeq lists its product as uncharacterized. The record is from RefSeq and is a predicted model, not a curated record. Lineage: Eukaryota; Metazoa; Arthropoda; Insecta; Hymenoptera; Braconidae. The coding region runs from base 409 to 2163 and encodes 584 amino acids. The transcript has 3 exons.
CAGUAAAAGAAAGCAAGAGCAAUAUAUAGUUUAUUGAGAUACAAUGUUUGCUGUUUAACUGUCAAUAUAAGACUGACUGACUUUAAUCGCGCAUCUAUAAAACAAGAGAAGAAGGCAUUUGUUUUCUAGCUAUUCAAAUAUUUAAAAGAUCAGUUUCACAUUCGUUACAAUAUUAUUAUAAUAUAAAAGUGCAAUGCAAUAACAGUUCCAAUGGCAAUUUGCUUAGUGCUUAUAAAAAUGUCAAUUGAGGCUGCGCUUAGUAUAUCUAAUAUAAUUGUUUAAAGUUCUUGUUAAGGUAGUACAAGAACUGAAAAAUAAUUUUUGGUUGCCAGUAUACCUGUAGUCGUUGCACUGAUCAGUCGAUAGUUUUGUGAUAAAUUAUUUCUCAAGUGAAUUAAAUUAUUAACCAUGGGACGUGAUUCUAGAAAGGUUUCAAGAGAACUUCGGAGUUCUGAAAAAAUUAAUAAGUCGCGUUCAGUCAAAAGAAAGAAUGUUUUUAAUCCGAAAACAGCCGAACGUGAUGAAAGUAUUCAGAGUACAUCUUCUAAAAAAUUAAAACAAAACACUGAAGAUGAUGUACCUGAAGACAGCAGUACUGAAUUUCGAAUAAUAAAUUUUAUUCAGGUAUUCACUGCAAUUUCUGCUCUUAUAAAAUGUAAAAAAUGUGAUGGAAAUGUAGUGUUUCAAACAGCAAGUACACGUGGGCUGGGAUUCAAAAUUGUAGUUGCAUGUAAUAACUGUGGAAAUGAAUAUAUUCCUUCCUGUUCUUUCGUUGGGCAUUCUUAUGAAAUAAACAGACGUUUCAUUUUUGUAAUGAGAAUACUAGGAAUAGGAUACGAAGGAUUGUGCAAGUUUUGCGGCCUGAUGGACAUGCCGUCUUUUUUAGAUAAAUCUACGCAUACAAUUUUACUGAAACAGAUUUUGAAUUGUAGUAAAGCCGUCGCAGAAACCUUCAUGACGAAAGCUGUGAAUGAAGAAAAGCAAGCAAUGCCAACAACUGAAAAUGAAGAUAUAAAUCAUCUAACUGUAUCGGGAGAUGGAACCUGGCAAAAACGGGGAUAUACAUCGUCAUUUGGAGUUUCUUCUAUAAUUGGCUAUUUUACUGGAAAGAUUCUUGACAUAAACAUUAAAAGUGCAUAUUGUAAGCUAUGUGAGUAUUGGAAAAAAAAAACAAAUACUGUUGAGUUCGAGGAAUGGUAUCAAUCGCAUGAAGAUGUGUGUUCUGCUAAUCAUCAAGGGUCUUCUGGGAAAAUGGAGGUGGAUGCGAUGGUCGAAAUGUUUUCGUAUUCUGAAACUAAAUAUGGAGUUAAGUAUGCCAACUAUAUUGGUGAUGGUGACUCCAAGACCUAUUCAGGAAUUAUAAAAUCAGAUCCUUACGAAAAUACAACUGUAAAUAAAAAGGAAUGUAUAGGGCAUGUCCAAAAGCGGAUGGGGAGUCGAUUACGUACGCUGAAGAGUAAACAAAAAGGUCUUGGUGGUCGAGGUAAGCUCACAGGAAAAUUAAUAGACAAACUAACUGUGUACUAUGGUUUAGCAAUACGCCGGCAUUGUGAUUCUAUUGAAAAUAUGAAAUCUGCUAUAAUGGCAACCUUUUAUCACUACGGCUCGAGUGAUGAAAAACCGAAUCAUGAUAUGUGUCCAAAAGGCGAAGAAUCUUGGUGCUCUUACCAGCGCGCUGAAGCAAGAGGAGAGCUUGAUACCUUUUCUCACGAUUAUUCUCCUUUACCUUCUGAUGUUUUAAAAGCUAUCAAGCCUAUAUACGAAGAUCUUAGUAAUGAAAAUUUACUUUCAAGAUGUGUAGGUGGAUUCAAUCAGAAUAAUAAUGAAAGCUUUAACCAACUAGUAUGGAAAAUAUGCCCAAAAACGGUAAAUACUAGUUUUACCAUCGUACAAAUAGCUGCAUACGUUGCUAUGUGUAUAUUUAAUGAGGGUAUAAAUUCAUUAUUAGUCUUGAUGAAUACACUAGGACUUAAUUGUGGGCCUAAUUCUCAUCGGUAUGCAGAAAGAAUGGAUGCUGCACGUAUCAAAGUAGCAGAUAAGCGCGCUAAUGAUAACACCCGAGAAGGUCGAUUGCAACGUAGGCACCAGCAAAUCGAUAUUUUGGAAGCUGCUAUGUCGGCUGAAGAGCUAUUAUAUGGUCCAGGAAUAGAUGACUCAGUAUGAAUCUCCAAGGACUUAUGAUGAUCACCGCAAAGGACUUCGGGAGGAACGGGCUCUACAAAAACAGCGAUAACUUUUUGAAUUAUUAAUUUUUUUUUUUGAAAUUUUCGUGAAGUCAAAUCGAAACGUGUUCUAAUAAAGCUAUGUUUUUAUUUUUGUCAAAUAAAGUAAUUAACUACAAAAAAAAAAUUAUUGAAAAUCAUCAUUUUUUCAUACC